Molecule: messenger RNA, 1173 nt
Organism: Penicillium paradoxum
Lineage: Eukaryota; Fungi; Ascomycota; Eurotiomycetes; Eurotiales; Aspergillaceae
Product: H(+)-transporting V1 sector ATPase subunit C
Exons: 5
Coding region: 1-1173 (390 amino acids)
Biological process (GO): proton transmembrane transport
Cellular component (GO): vacuolar proton-transporting V-type ATPase, V1 domain
Molecular function (GO): proton-transporting ATPase activity, rotational mechanism
Source: RefSeq, a predicted model, not a curated record
AUGUCCAAACCAACUAAAUAUCUCCUCCUUUCCCUCCCGACCUCUAUCGUCCCCUCGCACCACCGCGACGACGCCCUCGACGCUGUUUCGACCACCGUCUCCCCGGAUAAUGGCUCCGUAGCCUCCUUCCCAAUCCCGGAGUUCAAGAUCGGCACGCUAGAUGCCCUCGUCCAGCAAGCGGAUGAGCUGGCCAAGCUCGAGGCUUCGUGCCAGGGCGUCGUUGCCAAGGUCGGCGAUGCGUUGAAGAAUAUCCUUGAAGGUGACGAGACGCAGAUUGACCAGAUGAAGGUUGUCAACGAUAAGCCGGUUGAUCAGUACCUCCGUACUUUCCAAUGGAAUAAAGUCAAGUACAGGGCCGAUAAGUCCUUGGCAGAGCUGAUCGAUCUGCUACAAAAGGAAGGAGCCAGUAUCGACAACGAUAUCCGAUUCAAGUACUCCCAAUAUAACCAGGUCAAGAACACGCUGUCUACGCUGCAGCGGAAACAAACAGGCAACCUCUCAACUAAGUCCCUCGCCUCGGUGAUCGACCCGAAAUCAAUCAUCCAGAACUCCGAAUACAUCGAAACCCACCUCGUCGCCGUGCCCGGUCAGCUAGUAAAAGACUUCCUGAAGACCUACGAAACCAUUGCGCCAAUGGUAGUUCCGCGGUCCGCGCAGCUGGUCGCAUCGGACGGCGAGUUCACCUUGUAUGCCGUGACAACGUUCAAGAAGCACAGUGUGGAGUUUGUGCAUAAAUGCCGUGAGCAAAAGUGGAUUCCGCGCGACUUCAAGUAUGUCGAGGGCGGAAAGGAGGAAGAGCGCAAGGAAGUCGAGCGCGUUGGUGGUGACGAGCGUAAGCUUUGGGGUGAGACGCUGCGACUUGGUCGCACGGCAUGGAGCGAGGCUGUAAUGGUCUGGGUGCAUAUUCUGGUCCUCAGGGUGUUUGUGGAGACGGUACUGCGAUAUGGAUUGCCGUUAGAUUUCGUCUCUGCUUUGGUUCGGACACAAACUACCAAGCAAGCAGAUCGCGCAAAGCAAAAUCUCGAAAACAAAUACUCUUACCUGGCAGGCAAUGCCUUUGGACGAGACAAGAAGGGUCGUGUCCAGCGGGAUGACCCCAAUGAAAUGCAUACCGGCGGCGAGGGCGGCGCAGACUACACUCCAUAUGUGUUUUAUGAAUUCGAGUUCAACUAA